Erigeron canadensis is the source of this 653-nucleotide messenger RNA. RefSeq names its product DNA-directed RNA polymerases II, IV and V subunit 11-like. The record is from RefSeq and is a predicted model, not a curated record. Gene Ontology annotation, molecular function: protein dimerization activity; DNA binding. NCBI's taxonomy places the organism in Eukaryota, Viridiplantae, Streptophyta, Magnoliopsida, Asterales, Asteraceae. The transcript is spliced from 6 exons. Gene Ontology annotation, cellular component: RNA polymerase II, core complex. Gene Ontology annotation, biological process: transcription by RNA polymerase II. The coding region runs from base 92 to 442 and encodes 116 amino acids.
AACACCCGUUAAGUCGUUUGCUCACAAUUUUCACUCCCCCCCCCCAAGCACCUCUCUUUUUCUGUCGCUCUUCUAAACCAGUGAUUGAGCUAUGAAUGCCCCUGAUCGUUAUGAGCGAUUCGUGGUUCCCGAGGGCAUAAAGAAGGUUGCGUAUGAAAGGGACACAAAGAUUAUAAAUGCGGCUUCGUUUACUAUUGAAAGAGAAGACCACACCAUUGGAAAUAUCAUUCGAAUGCAGUUGCAUAGGGAUGGGAAUGUUCUGUUUGCCGGUUACAAGCUUCCUCAUCCUCUUCAGUACAAGAUUAUAGUCCGGGUUCAUACAACUAGCCAAUCUUCUCCAAUGCAAGCCUAUAAUCUGGCUAUCAAUGAUCUUGACAAAGAACUUGAUCAUCUUAAGGCUGCAUUUGAGGCUGAGGUCGCAAGGGUUUCGGGGGAGUACUGAUAAUGAUCAUAGAGAGGUCACAGGUGUUAUCGUAAAAGCUUCACUUGCAAAUAAACUUAGCUUAGCAUGUUGCUUUGAAGUUGUGAACAUAUGUGGGUUGUAAGUCUAGAAACUAGUAGCCUUCAUGGUUUGAACAGUGAAUGCUAUAUGUGCUUUAGGAUUUUGGUGAAUUUUUAUUGUUUUGAUUAUUCAAUGCUUAUAUUUUCUCUAA